CGGAAUCGUGCAGGUUUUCUAUUUUUAUUAUUAUUAUUUUUAUCUUUUUUCUGGGAGGGGGAACGGGAGGGCGUAUGACAGGAAGAUGGGGAUAUGGCGAGGAGAGGGGGAUAUGGAGAGGAGGGGGAGGAUGUGGAGGAGGAAGAGGAGGAUGUGGACGAUGAGGACAAGGAGGAUAGCGAGGAUGACGAGGAGUCGUCGUCGAGAUGGGGGGAGGAGAAGAGAUGGACGGAGGGUCCGGGAGGGAAAGAGGAAGGGCAGGAGGAGGAGGACGAGUGGGAGGAGGAGGAGACAUGGACGGCGAGGAAGUGGAGGGCACGAGGAAGGAGAGGACACGAGGAAGGGGAGGAUACGAGGAAGGGAAGGAGACGAGGAGGCAUGAAAGAUUCAGAAACACUGUGUGUAGAUCCUCAGGAGCGUGGUCCCAUUAGCCGUCAGAUAGGAGUGUGGCCUAUCGAGUGUGACAAACCGUUGCAACCAGACCAGAUAGUCGCCUACGCGCUGUACAGGUGGGCGUCGGGCGAGACAUACGAGAGCAGCAGCUGCAGCUUUGGGAUUGGCAGGGCUUCAGGUGUGGUGGCCAUCCGGGACGUUACUGCUGCACUGCUUUCGGUGUACAGGGAGAAGGUGGCGUGGUCGACUGGGGUGCGGAAGGCGAUCGUUCUGCAUGCUUUUGCAGACAAGGGUUUCCCGAACUGCCAUGGGUGCAUCGACUGCACCCAUAUCUACGUGGACAAGCCGGCGAAUGCACCUGCAGAAGACUACUACGACCGCAAGAGACGCUUCUCUGUCGUUGCUCAAGUGGUGGUCGACUUGGACUUGCGCAUCCUGGAUGUGUUUGUGGGAUAUCUGGGGAGCUGCCACGACGUCCGGAUCAUCCAUCUCUCCACUCUAUGGUCACGGGCCGCGGCGGGAGAGUUGUUUACAGGGCCUCCUGUGAUGCUACCGUUCCAAGCGCAGAUGAAUGGUUAUCUGCUGGCCGACAAUGGUUACCCGCUGAGCGAAUGGAUGGUUGUCCCCUUUGGCGGCGUGGCGCAGCAUCCCCUGGAGAGUCGUUUCGACAACAAGCAGAAGACCACGAGCAGGGCAGUGGAGAGGGCGUUCGGGAGACUGAAAGGAAUGUGGCGCUUGUUCCUAGGCUCGCACUUGACCAACAUGGAGACCUUGCCCCUGCAGUCCGUGGCCGUCUGCAUCUUGCACAACAUCCUGAUCGACGUCGGCAUCCCUUUCGAUGAGAACUUGUUGUGGGAGGUUGACGCCAAUGGAGUUCGCCGUUGGGUGGAUAUCGGGAUCCAUCGCCCCCCCAGGCCGUUGUGCAUGGAAACUUCUACGGGGGAGGCGAUCAUGCUGCGGCAGGCGCUGGCGGAGCGAAUGAUGCGGCGAUGACGGCAGAGGGACCUCGCGAGGCGGCGGGAGCUGCAGGCCGCGUUGAUGGAGGAAUGUUUGACGGCGGCGGUGGGAGGAAGUAGUGUGCGGAGAGACGACGGGCGCAGUACAUGUGCCAUGCCGUCCAAUUUUCGGUCAGCAGUGAGGGACGCAGAGCGGAGAGCGACAGUCAUGCCUCGUAGUCCCCGCGCCAUAUGCCGUCCGUUAUUGAGUUUGUCGGAAGUUUUUCCUUUUCGUGUUUCGAUCCGUGGCUUCGGGCUGGUGCGUUGAUAGUGGGGCGUUCCCUGUGAGUGUGGGCGAGUCGUUGGGCGGCGGAGGCGGCGGCGGUGGCCGGUUAGUGUGAUUAGUUGACGACAUUGAGAUGGAGUUGUUGUCUGUCGCGAGCGGCAGUCGUGUGCAUCUCUUGGGGCUCGUUCGGGACGUUCUACGGAGAGCAAUCAUGUCGGCAGUGUGUUUUUAUAAUUCGCAAGAGUUUGGUGAUUGUUGGGUUGUGAUCAGAAAGUGUUAUUGGUUGUUGGCGACUGUUUUCCUUCCUCUCCUAUGCACUUCCUGCUGCAUGGAUGGCAUGCUGACGUGUGAAAAAAAAAAAUUGCGAGCGCAAUCAAAUGGUGUUUACAUG
This is a messenger RNA of Chara braunii, 2005 nucleotides long. NCBI's taxonomy places the organism in Eukaryota, Viridiplantae, Streptophyta, Charophyceae, Charales, Characeae. The record is from the annotation of a GenBank genome assembly.